AUGCUGCGUCGCGUGCGACUUCUGCGCUCGCCCAUCGACGAGCUCACCAUCACUGGGAGCCGCUGGUCGCGUCUGUUGGCGCGGGCGGUGCGCGAGAACGCCGCGAAGCCCCCCAAGUCGCCGGCCCCGGCGCAGUGCAUCACGCUCAUCCCGACCCUCCACGUCGCAUCGGUGGAGUUCUACGACAAGGUGCUCGACUACAUGGUGCAGGCGGUGAAGCAGCGGGACAACGUCGUCAUUCUGCUCGAGGGCAUCUGCGACAAUGAGGAGGGCGAGGUGCAGCAGAUGGAGGAGUACUUUGAGAUUGCGCGGAACGAGGAGCUAAAGGCCAUCAUGCUGCAUAAAGCCGAUCAGAACACGCUCUACAACGAGGAGACAAUGAAGGCCAUAUGCGAAGAGCUCUCCGUCAAGUACGAGCCCCUCGUGAAGGCACAGGCAACGGUGCGUCUGCAGGAUUUCUACUUGAAACCGAAGAUGGCUGCGCUUGUGGGCGGCUACCUGCGCAACGAUGCGGACCUCAACAUGAAGGAGGUGGAGGCGCUGCUGCUGGAUGAAAACAGCAGCGGCAGCGGCAACGGCGACACAUGCAUUCCUAUCAGUCGUCUCGGGGUCCACCCCGCUGUGCGUGGUCGCCGCGAAGCGAAGGUGGCGAAGGCGGCGCAGUUGCGGUGUGUGGAGUGGUUCCACCGCGAGUGCGACGGUGAAGUGAUUGUGCCGUGGGGCUUCUACCACGCAGAGGGCAUCAAGCACAACAUCCUCGCAAUGAACGCACAUGACGCGGACGUUGUGUUUGUGGAGAGUGACGAUACGCUUUGCCGCGUGCCCUUCGGCGUCAGCAAGGAGUUGCUGGCUUGA
Trypanosoma grayi is the source of this 855-nucleotide messenger RNA. Its product is annotated as putative mitochondrial DNA topoisomerase II. The record is from RefSeq and is a predicted model, not a curated record. The coding region runs from base 1 to 855 and encodes 284 amino acids. The transcript has a single exon. Lineage: Eukaryota; Euglenozoa; Kinetoplastea; Trypanosomatida; Trypanosomatidae.